GCCACCAAUGAGGGAGCUACCCGCCCCUUCGAGGCCAGGGUGCUGGCAUAAAAGGCAUUGCUGAAUUACAGUCUUGCUGAGCAUCAUUACCGCCAGGUGUGGAUGGCAGAGUGUUUCCUUUCUCUAUUUUAGAGAUAGCUUUAAAAAAACCCUCACUGGCUUUUCCUACAAACAUGUCUUCCAUCAAAAUUGAAUGUGUUUUACGGGAGAACUGCAGGUGUGGAGAGUCUCCAGUAUGGGAGGAAGCAUCCAACUCUCUGCUCUUUGUAGACAUCCCUGCAAAGAAGAUUUGUCGAUGGGAUUCAGUCAGCAAGCAAGUGCAACGAGUGGCUGUUGAUGCCCCAGUCAGUUCAGUGGCACUUCGACAGUUUGGAGGCUAUGUUGCCACCAUUGGAACCAAGUUCUGCACUUUGAACUGGGAAGAUCAAUCAGUAUUUGUCCUAGCCACAGUGGAUAAAGAUAAGAAAAACAAUCGAUUCAAUGAUGGGAAGGUGGAUCCUGCUGGGAGAUACUUUGCUGGUACCAUGGCUGAGGAAACAGCCCCAGCAGUUCUUGAGCGGCACCAAGGGUCCUUGUACUCCCUCUUUCCUGAUCACAAUGUGAAGAAAUACUUUGACCAAGUGGACAUCUCCAAUGGUUUGGAUUGGUCCCUGGACCAUAAAAUUUUCUACUACAUUGACAGCCUCUCCUACUCUGUGGAUGCCUUUGACUAUGACCUGCAAACAGGACAGAUUUCCAACCGCAGAAUUGUUUACAAGAUGGAGAAAGAUGAACAAAUCCCAGAUGGAAUGUGUAUUGAUGCAGAGGGAAAGCUUUGGGUAGCCUGUUACAAUGGAGGAAGAGUAAUCCGACUAGAUCCUGAGACAGGAAAAAGACUCCAAACUGUGAAGUUGCCUGUUGAUAAAACAACUUCAUGCUGCUUCGGAGGGAAGGAUUACUCUGAAAUGUAUGUGACCUGUGCCAGGGACGGGCUGGACACUGAAAGCCUUUUGAGGCAGCCUGAUGCUGGUGGCAUUUUCAAGGUAACUGGUCUCGGGGUCAAAGGAAUUGCCCCAUAUUCUUAUGCAGGGUGAACUGCAGCUCUUCCUUGCUAUCAGAAGAAAAAGCUUUGAAGCUGGAGAAUUAAGGGACUGACAUCAAUGAGAUUUCAAUCUAUUUUUAAAUGAAGCAAUGAUGUUAUAGCAUGGUCAAGCUUGAAUUUACCGUUUUGAUUGGGUGCUGGGGAGUAAACGCAGGGUGUGGCAUAUUAAUUAAGAACAUAUACUAACAGUGACCUCCAUCCCUGGAUUCCUUUCCUUACAAUUUUUUAAAGGUAGAAGAUUUUUUUCCCCAGAGAAUGACAAGUAUUUUCGAUAACACACGCUAGGUCUUCUUCUAAAAUGAAUCCUGUAGAAAUGCAAAAGUUAGUUUAACUAUCCAUCAAUCAGCCUGAUGAUGAUCAAUCAGCUCUGGGGGUUGAAAUGGGACUAUGUAUAUUCUUUUCUUACAUUCCAUACUUGCUGUGUCAAAAGCUUCAAAAACUCGAUGCAUAGAAACUUGGUGAUGAUUUAUAAUGAUUAUGUGACUCUGUGUGUUAUUUUACAAACUAAAACACUGCCUGAGGAUAUGAUUCAAACACCAUGGCACAAUUGAUGGUUCUUACUGCCACCUACUGGACAUGAAAACAAAUACAACACAUUGCAGAGAA
Messenger RNA from Meriones unguiculatus (Mongolian gerbil), 1687 nucleotides. It is a transcript of the gene Rgn, whose product is annotated as regucalcin. Lineage: Eukaryota; Metazoa; Chordata; Mammalia; Rodentia; Muridae. Gene Ontology annotation, biological process: L-ascorbic acid biosynthetic process. Bases 174 to 1073 code for a protein of 299 amino acids. The record is from RefSeq and is a predicted model, not a curated record. The transcript is spliced from 7 exons. Gene Ontology annotation, molecular function: calcium ion binding; enzyme regulator activity; gluconolactonase activity.